Messenger RNA from Drosophila miranda, 1486 nucleotides. RefSeq lists its product as uncharacterized. The record is from RefSeq and is a predicted model, not a curated record. NCBI's taxonomy places the organism in Eukaryota, Metazoa, Arthropoda, Insecta, Diptera, Drosophilidae. Bases 9 to 1151 code for a protein of 380 amino acids. The transcript has 6 exons.
CCCAACGCAUGAGCAACAUCUCGCUGUCCUCCGGCACGGACUCCGUGGGCCACAUGGAUCGCGGCAGCAGCUCCAGUCUCGCUAGCAGCGCCACCGUUGGCACCAACACCAUCACCAGCGGCAUUUCCAAGGAGUGCGCCAAUUACCCCGUCGGCAGUCAGUCGGCCCGUCCAUACGUCCAACUGCCGGGCAUACACAUUUCCAACCCUCCCCAGUACGGGCCAGGGAAUAUGCAGGAAAUAGACGCUGGCAAAAUGGCGCCCACCUAUGGCUUCGACAGCGAGCAGAACUACUGCCUGAAUUCCCAACAGUUGCCGUCUCCAAUGCCCCCUCCACCAUACGCCUUGGCACGCGUGAGCAGCACACGCAACUUCGAGCUCGAGAACCACACACCGCCGGAAUGUCCCGGCUCUGGACCCAUUGCCAUGACGAACGGCACCAUCCAGUUGCGCCUCCGCGAUGGCGUGCGCAUUGACAUGACUCUGGACAAGGCGGUGCGCGUGCUCAAUCAGCGCAGCAUCGUGGCAGUUGCUCUAUCACGCAACUGCAGCAACUCGGCUUUGAUCCACCCCAAUGGACGCAUCUUGCAGAGCGGCGCUAAAGUCGAAAUAGUCACCUACGACGGCAUGAAGGGCAAUAACUUUGUUCGCUAUGCCAAGAUGUGGUACAAGGGUGUGAGCUUCACCAGCGAGGCGUGCGCUCUCAUCUACCUGGUGGACACAGCCGGGACGCGCACCACAACCGACACUUUCACCGAUCUGACCAAGGACUACGCCCUGGCAGUGUUCUAUGACGACUCGCGCCAUUGUCCCUCUUAUAUGGCUGAAGCCCAUGACGUGAUUGCCAAUUCAGCUUACACCUGUACCGAGGAUGGCACUGAGAUCUAUGACAUAAACGGAUUUCGCAUCACCCAGGCAGCCGAUGGCCUGGUGAAGGUCACUCGUUUGGACAACAAGUGCUUGAUUCGCACCAGUCCCGGCAAUGGAUCGGCCACUUUGACCACACCUGGCAUCCAUUGCACUGCCUCUCUGGGCAAGACCUCGCAUCUGUUUGUUCGUCGCAAUGAAAAGCGCAUGCACUUCGAUGGAUCCUGUUUCAUUCAACAGCAGCACACUUUAGGGACCUUGACGUGGAGAGAGGGAUUCAGUUAGGAUCCCGGAAUUUAGGAAUAUCAAAAUCAAUUUGGGAAAUAAGUUAGAAAGCAAAUAUGUUCGUACAAAAACCAGCACCACACCACACCACACACACACACCUCAGCGAAGGAACUCAGCCCAGUCCUAUCUGGGUUCCGAUUGCUCGACAUGGGAGCAACACAACCACACCACCAACCCCCAGGGAAUACUAGUUGUCUUUCGUUUACCAUUACCAUUACCAUAUAUAUCAUGCCGUAUAUAUGCGUAUAUUACUAGUUGUUAUUGCAAAUCGGGAGCGCUUUCCUGCUUCCCCAAAUCAGUUGGCCAAAUCAGACCGAUCUCAAGCUGAAGCG